CUCAAGCGCACACACUUUCUCACUCUUCUCACUCUGUUUUCACAAACUCAAAUCUCUUUUUCCUCUUUCGGCUCAAAUUUACAAACAUAAAAUGGUAAGAUUCAUUGAAGAAAUCACAAAAACGGUGGAAAAAGAAACAGGAAACAAAUCAAACACGGAUGUAGCAACGGCGAAGAAAAAAGUUCUUCAAGAUCUUAUUAUCAACGAUGGAGGAGGAUUAAUCAAUUCUUGGGUUGAUUCCAUGAGAGCAUGUUCUCCUACUCAUCUCAAAUCUUUGAUGAAACAAAGCUCUUGGCUCACAGAACAUCCAUCAGCAUUAGAUAUGUUUGAAGAGAUUCUUCAUGUUUCUGAAGGAAAACAAAUCGUUAUGUUCUUGGAUUAUGAUGGCACUUUAUCUCCCAUUGUUGAUGAUCCAGAUCGAGCUUUCAUGUCUAAGAAGAUGAGAAGAACCGUAAGGAAACUAGCAAAUUGUUUUCCCACAGCCAUAGUUAGUGGGAGAUGCAGAGAAAAGGUUUAUAAUUUUGUGAAACUGACUGAGUUGUAUUAUGCUGGAAGUCAUGGAAUGGACAUCAAAGGACCAGAGCAAGGAGGGUCCAAGUAUAAGGAAGAUCAAUCCCUUCUCUGCCAACCAGCUACAGAGUUCCUCCCCAUGGUCGACGAGGUUUAUCAGAAAUUAAUUGAGAAAACAAGAUUAACUCCCGGAGCCAAAGUAGAGAACAAUAAAUUUUGUGUAUCUGUUCACUUCCGACGCGUCGAUGAAAAAAACUGGAGUGAUUUGGCUGAUCAAGUUCGAUCAGUAAUGAAGGACUACCCUAAGCUCCGUCUUACCCAAGGAAGAAAAGUUUUGGAAGUUCGUCCAAUCAUUAAAUGGGAUAAAGGCAAAGCACUCGAGUUUUUAUUAGAGUCACUUGGAUACGCUAACUGUACUGACGUUUUUCCCCUUUAUAUCGGAGAUGAUCGCACAGACGAAGAUGCAUUUAAGAUAUUGAGGGAGAGAAGACAAGGUCUUGGCAUUCUUGUAUCCAAAUUUCCAAAGGAGACUAACGCGUCUUAUUCUCUACAAGAGCCUGAUGAGGUUAUGGAUUUCUUGCAACGUUUAGUGGAAUGGAAACAAUUGAGAUCUGGAGCAUGAUGAGAGCCUAUAAGUACAGAAGAAUCUCUUUUUUUUUUUUAAUAAUCUGUUAAGCUAGUUUCUUGGUUUUUCUGCUCUUAUUGUACUCAACGCAUCUUUGACAAAAAAUUGUACUAAACGCAUAUGUAAAAAAAAUUAUUAAAAAUUGUAGAUCUUCACGUUCUCAAAGAAAAUAUCGAUCAUAU
This is a messenger RNA of Eutrema salsugineum, 1317 nucleotides long. Its product is annotated as probable trehalose-phosphate phosphatase H. The transcript is spliced from 12 exons. Gene Ontology annotation, molecular function: trehalose-phosphatase activity. The coding region runs from base 92 to 1132 and encodes 346 amino acids. Gene Ontology annotation, biological process: trehalose biosynthetic process. Lineage: Eukaryota; Viridiplantae; Streptophyta; Magnoliopsida; Brassicales; Brassicaceae. The record is from RefSeq and is a predicted model, not a curated record.